This is a messenger RNA of Trematosphaeria pertusa, 1420 nucleotides long. RefSeq names its product FAD dependent oxidoreductase. Gene Ontology annotation, molecular function: FAD binding; D-amino-acid oxidase activity. The record is from RefSeq and is a predicted model, not a curated record. The transcript is spliced from 3 exons. NCBI's taxonomy places the organism in Eukaryota, Fungi, Ascomycota, Dothideomycetes, Pleosporales, Trematosphaeriaceae. Bases 156 to 1238 code for a protein of 360 amino acids.
CCUUGAGUUGUGGCGAGCGGCCAAUCAGCGGCGACGCAAACAAAGCAGGGUUCCGCCUCACUCCACCGGACCACAUCAGGUGCAAAAUCUGGCAUCCGUGGACAUCAUCUGCAUUGCUCACCAUACUUUGAUGCUGCCUGAUCUGCGCCGUGAUUAUGGCUACACGUGUCGUGAUAGUCGGUGCGGGCGUCGUGGGACUCACGACGGCCCUUGUCUUGUCCAAGCACAGGGACCUUGACAUCACGGUCGUGGCCAAGCAUAUGCCUGGUGACUAUGACAUAGAAUACGCAUCCCCCUGGGCGGGAGCAAACUACUUUCCCGUCGGAACGCCGGGGUCAAACCUGCAAAAGUUUGAGAAGGCGACUUGGGGUGAAUUGGACAGGAUCUGCCGAGAGGUGCCGGAAGCAGGCAUUCAUUACCAAGAGACGGUCAUUUACGGGAGGAAGAAGGACGCGGGAACUGCUACAGGGCAGUGGUUCAAAGAGCUAGUUAGAGAGGAUGCGUGGUUUAAGGAUGUCGUUCCAAAUUUCCGCGUCCUACCUAAAUCCGAGCUACCCUCAGACUGCGAUACCGGUACCUCCUUCACCAGUGUCUGCAUCAACACCGCCAUCUUCCUCCCCUGGCUUCUCGGUCAAUGCGUCAAAAACGGCGUCACCUUCAAACGCGGAAUCCUCACUCACAUUAACGAAGCUUCCCUGCACCACACCUCCGGCAGCGCCUCCAUAAUCAUCAACUGCACCGGUCUGUUAGCCUCCAAGCUCGGGGGCGUCUUGGACUCCAACGUGUACCCCGGGCGCGGACAGAUCGUGCUCGUGAGAAACGAGCCUAGAGUGAUGGUCACGGUGAGUGGGACAGACGAUGGAGACGAUGAGGCAACGUACAUCAUGCAGCGCGCUGUCGGCGGGGGCACGAUUCUCGGUGGAUGCUUACAGCAUGGGAAUUGGGAAUCACAGCCUGACCCGAAUCUUGCGCAGCGCAUCAUGCAGCGCUCUAUCGAUCUAUGUCCUGCGCUGGCGCCGAAGACGGGAAAGGUGACGGAGUUGAGCGUGAUAAGACAUGGCGUGGGACUGCGGCCGAUGAGGAAGGGUGGCCCGAGGGUUGAGAGAGAGAGAAUCGGGGGAAACUGGGUGGUGCAUAAUUAUGGGCAUGCGGGGUAUGGAUAUCAGAGCGGGUUUGGGAGUGCGUGGGAGGCGGAGAGGUUGGUCAACGAUAUCUUGCGAGAGAGGGCGAGAUUAUAAAUUAGAUUACGAGGUCCUUCCUUCCCUUUGAUGCCGCUAUAGACUGGUAGAUGUGGUAGAUGUGGUAGAUGCAGCUCGUCAGAUUUUCUGACAACAAUGCCGCCCUGAGCAGCUCGUUUAUAGCUUCAUCUGCGCCAGGUUCGUCACCAUUUCUCGGCCCGUAAUCCAGGUAGUUCUCCAAA